Molecule: messenger RNA, 594 nt
Organism: Ramularia collo-cygni
Lineage: Eukaryota; Fungi; Ascomycota; Dothideomycetes; Mycosphaerellales; Mycosphaerellaceae
Exons: 2
Coding region: 1-594 (197 amino acids)
Source: RefSeq, a predicted model, not a curated record
AUGAGUGACUUCGUCGACGACGAGGCUCACUACCGCGACGACUGCCCGUCUCUGCCGGCGGACCGUCCGAUAGGCUUCCCACACAUCAUCGACCUCGACCACUAUGAGCUCGACGAUCCAGGGUACUUCAGCCCUACUUGCGCGGAUGGCGUAGCGACGUUCCUGUAUAACUGGAACAGAGAGCAGUUCCGUCGCUUCUUCGACCUAACUGAGGAGAGUUUCGAGCUGCGCUACGAUGCACCGGAGGGCUGCGUCAAUAAGAUGUGCAUCACUCGCAAGAAGAACGUUGUCACAGUCUGUAAUUUCAGUCAGGGAUACUACGAGGGAGUCUACGAUCAGCGUGAUCCGGAGGUCACCUUCGUCAUUCGCAAUAGUGGCAGAUGGGAGCCACAGUCGUUCCGUACGACCUGGGGUGAAGGAACAAAUUCUGAGCAUGUCGAAGAACUCGGAAAUCUGAUCACGACCAGCAUGCUAGACGAGAAGAUGUGGCAGUUUACUUCGUCCACUACAACGAUCACUGUGACUUAUUGGGGAUCGACAGGCCAGGAAGCGUACGUGACCCAUCAGCGUGCUUCUGCGAGCGAUGAUCACUAA